CUCUUGGCUCCAAACGGUAAACCUCCCAGGCACCAUGGCACCAGGCCAAGAGGCGGAGUUGCCGGAGGAUUUUACCAUAGAUAAGGAUGCAAGAUACACUGGCACAGUGCUAGACUACAACAAGUGGAGAGGAUUUGGUCACAUUUCUCUCGAUCAGAAGGGAGUGGUGCCGGAAGACAAGCUCUUCGUUCACUGGAAGAACAUUCAGACGGAUGAUCGAUUCCCUCGGUUAAAGGAGGGACUGCAGGUUGAAUUUGGCCUGAUGAUGACAGUCAAGAGGCAGGACUUCAACAAGAGCUCAUCGGUGAAGGCGAAGACGGUGACACUGCCAGGUGGAGGCAUGGUCAAUAUCCAAGAUGCCAUGGAUGCCGAGAUCAUGACGUUUGUUGGCGCACAAAAUCUCCGGUACACUGGCACCAUCAAGUUCUUCGACCAAAUGCGCGGUUUCGGCUGGGUCAUUAUUGACGAUGGCUUCAGCAUGGAGGAACCAGUGCCCAAAGAAAUCAAGGUUCACGCCACUGAAUUGCACACUGGCGGAAAGCCCUUGCGGAUGCGAUUAGAUAAGUUGGCUGUUGAGUUUGGCAUUAUCAAGAGCAGGAAGGGGGACAGCUACUUGGCUUACAACCUGACUCUCCCAGGUGGCACUCCAAUCACACAGGAAACGUUGGAGAAUCGACAGGGUGAAGGUGGUCAGCGGUAUACGGGCACUGUCCAAUGGUGGCACAGGUGGCAAGGAUGGGGCCACAUUGCGCCUGAAGACACAUCCGCAUUCCCUGCACCAGUUCAGCAAAAGCUGGCUGAGGCGGCUGCGCAGGCCGCGGCGAAGGCCAAGCCUGGCGAGGCGAAGAGCGAGGAGAAGUUGCUGUACUUCAGAAAGGCAGAUUGUGAGUGGAGUCUCCGGCCGGAAGUUGGCAAGAAAGUCACUUUCACCGUCUACACAGAUGAUAAGGGAGCUGGCGCUACAGAGGUGUCCGCAGUGGAAUGAAGCAUAGCUGAGCCGUGCGCAGGGAGUUCCACCCUAGCAGACUCUCAAGCAAUGACCUGUGGGUGAAAGGAUAUAAAUCGCGUGGAGGU
Molecule: messenger RNA, 1074 nt
Organism: Cladocopium goreaui
Lineage: Eukaryota; Dinophyceae; Suessiales; Symbiodiniaceae
Source: the annotation of a GenBank genome assembly